Penicillium oxalicum is the source of this 1593-nucleotide messenger RNA. RefSeq lists its product as uncharacterized. NCBI's taxonomy places the organism in Eukaryota, Fungi, Ascomycota, Eurotiomycetes, Eurotiales, Aspergillaceae. The coding region runs from base 1 to 1593 and encodes 530 amino acids. The transcript has 2 exons. The record is from RefSeq and is a predicted model, not a curated record.
AUGUUCGGACUCGGUCCAGAGGCUCCCUUUGCUUUUUCAUCGAGGCCACCACCGCCAAAGACCCCGAAGGAAUGGCAGGUGGUCUUGCAGGCAGUCAAGCAGCUCUAUCAGGAUAGACAGUACAAGCAAUGUGCUGCUCGGGCUGUGGAUCUACUUGGAGAGACUCGGGAGAAUAAGCCUCAUCCCAUCUACAGGGUCUUUCUGACUUUCUAUGCGGCAAUCUCGUAUGAGUACCUCGGUUCAACUGCGCAUCUCUUUUCUAGCAGCAAGGUCACCUUUUUGCAAUGUGCUUUGAACUCGUUUCUGGAUUGUCUCGCAGCUCUAUCAGACUCGAUUGAAUUGCCGACAAAGUCGAACGGGAGUCAUUUAUCUCCGCCAGCAAGCCCCAAGGUGUUACCCCAGUCGGUCCCAUCGUCUCCCCACACUCCUCUGAACCGCUCGGAGCCUCACUUGGAUGACAUUCACGAGUCGUCGUCGUGGCAGCCAAUUUCUCUCGGUAGUCUUCAGCGUAUGAUUGAUGCAUCCCUUCUGAUCAAGGAGAAGACUACCACCGAAUACUCUGAGUAUGACCGGCUGGCUCAUACGUUCGCUGCAAAGCACAAGGACGACACGUCAUUCGUUCGAGCAUGCCUGGCGUCGAUGGAGGGGCUGGAGAAACACCCUCUUUUUCAAAUUCCAUUGCCACCCCCUCAAGAUGGUCAUGGAGCUCGUUGUAUCAUCGAAGACCCAUUGAUGCCAUCUCCGCUCCGCGUCAGAAAGCUAAGUGGCAGUCGACGUCUCCAGUCGAUCAUGGCCCAUCCCACUUUCGACACUCCUAGCAAUUCACAGCCACCGCAGCCAGCACCAGGGUCUUCGGGGAGGGUUCUGGGCAGCCCAUUUGUCUACAAAAGCGGCGAUCGGGACCAAUCCGAGCCGCUAGACAGGGAAAGAGUCUUCAUGCCCACUCCCCGGAGUGAUAUCCGAACGCCUAGUGACAACCCAUUCGAGGAUGGAUAUGGGUGCAGUAGCAUCAUCGAUCUCUUCGAUAACCUACCGAAAUUCCCCAGGGACCAAGACGAGGAGGCUUCGGGCCCGUUCUACACUCCCUGCCCGAGCCCGCGUGUCCUUUGCCAGCCCGACAGGGAUACCGGAAGUGAUGAGAAUGUCAACGAUGACAGCUCUCAAAGUGCCGGUGGAGAUGAAGAUUCGGUGGACCCUACCCUGAUGGCACGAACCAUCAAGUUCAAUCGCAACGUGGAGCUGCUUCGGUCUCAUGUCCAGGACAACAUCGCAGAACUCCGCCAACAUGUUGAGGGCGUUAUGGAUAUCCAGCAUAUCCGCCGUGCUCGAAAGAUGCAGCGCACGGUAUCACAGUGGAGCUUUAGCCCCGCGGGCGCCACUGGAGAGAUGGAAGAGGCCCCAAAGCCUGAGAUCUCCCUCGAUUCAUUUGGUAAUGCUGUGCGCAAAGAGACCAAGGAAGAGCGGAUCAUGCGAUUACGCGCUCAGGACUGGAAGACGGUCGGUCCUCGCUCGUCCACCAGUGGUUGGAAGGGCGCUCAGUACUACCAAGAGUUUUCUCACCUGGUGCUCAAUGAACUGGCGACGGGUCGCUGA